UGGUCAUCUGAGAUCAUCUUCAUUAUUACUCCACAGGCAUUGAUUCUGGUUAACAACAAAAUCAGCAAAAUAAGCCCGUUAGCUUUUGCUCCUCUGAAGAAACUGGAAAGACUCUACCUGUCCAAGAACAACCUGAAGGAACUCCCAGAAAACAUGCCGAAGUCUCUUCAGGAGAUACGAGCUCACGAGAAUGAGAUCUCCAAGUUGAGGAAAGCUGUCUUUAGCGGACUGAAUCAAGUGAUCGUCUUAGAACUAGGCACCAAUCCAAUCAAGAGUUCAGGCAUUGAAAAUGGAGCUUUUCAGGGGAUGAAGAGGCUCUCCUACAUCCGUAUCGCAGACACCAACAUUACUAGCAUCCCAAAAGGCCUUCCCCCGUCCCUUACUGAACUUCAUCUUGAUGGCAACAAAAUCAGCAAAAUUGAUGCUGAUGGUCUGUCUGGACUCACCAACUUAGCGAAAUUGGGUCUUAGCUUCAACAGUAUUUCUUCAGUUGAAAAUGGCUCUCUUAACAAUGUACCUCAUCUGAGAGAGCUCCAUUUGAACAACAAUGAACUUGUCAGAGUACCUGGUGGGCUUGGUGACCACAAAUAUAUCCAGGUGGUCUAUCUUCACAACAACAAAAUUGCUUCAGUUGGUAUAAACGACUUUUGCCCUCUUGGCUACAACACCAAAAAGGCUAGCUAUUCCGGUGUCAGUCUUUUCAGCAACCCUGUACAGUACUGGGAAAUCCAGCCCUCUGCUUUCCGGUGUAUCCAUGAACGCUCUGCAGUACAGAUUGGAAAUUACAAAUAGAUGUCUAAAGAAGGGGUUCGGUUCUUUUUCAGCUAAAGUACCUGUUGUAAUAGGCCUGUUCAAAAAAUUGUUGCUAACAAUUAAUGCAAAAUACCAGAAACUUCAUUUUAAAGUGGAGAUGAUCUAUUGAUGUAGAAUAAAUGAAUCAUUACAGAUGUACAAGAUCAAGCAUACCACCAAAAAGAAUUGACAACUGUGCUUUAAACUGACUUAUUCAGCCUUCUUUUCCAGCAUGCUUUCUGUGGUAUUUUUCAGUUUACUGAAUGCUACAGGUUUUCAGAUUCCACUGUAUAUGAGAUUCGGAGUAAAUAUUUGUCAAGCUACAAUAUAAAAAAAGAGUAAAAGAUAGUGAUUGAGGUUAUUUUUAUAGCCACAAAAAACAGUAGAGGGAAAAAGGACUCUCAAAUAAUCUCGAGACUUGAGAAGGUGAGAGUUACCUCCUUUCAAUUUAUUUCAAGCCCUGGAGGUUUAAAAAUAUCCAGUAUAACACUAAGCUAAUUCUGAAUGUAUCUAUUUAGCAGAGGCAAAUAAAGUUGUUGCUAAUGUCAUUAUUUUGGAAAAAUAAAAUAAAUUCAUAUUGUACACAUA
Molecule: messenger RNA, 1380 nt
Organism: Mesitornis unicolor (brown roatelo)
Lineage: Eukaryota; Metazoa; Chordata; Aves; Mesitornithiformes; Mesitornithidae
Gene: DCN
Product: decorin
Exons: 5
Molecular function (GO): protein binding
Source: RefSeq, a predicted model, not a curated record